Dalotia coriaria is the source of this 1248-nucleotide messenger RNA. RefSeq lists its product as uncharacterized. Gene Ontology annotation, biological process: negative regulation of smoothened signaling pathway. Lineage: Eukaryota; Metazoa; Arthropoda; Insecta; Coleoptera; Staphylinidae. Gene Ontology annotation, cellular component: Golgi apparatus; ciliary membrane. Bases 126 to 629 code for a protein of 167 amino acids. The record is from RefSeq and is a predicted model, not a curated record. The transcript is spliced from 3 exons.
CGCUGUCAAAAAAUAGUCAACAACUUGUGAUCGUCAGUUGUUUCUCAUAGUCGUGUUUAGUUUUUAGCAAUAAUAAACAUUCCAACAUAAAAUAAACGCUGCAUUUCCAUCGCAACUCAUAAAAAAUGGAUAAGUUAACAUUAAUCUCUGGAACACUCUUCAUGGCAGCUGAUAUAUUCGCCAUCGUGAGUCUCGCAAUGCCCGACUGGAUCAUCACAGAUGUGGGAGGCGACACGCGUCUGGGGCUGAUGUGGAGUUGUAUGACACUCUAUAACCGUCCGCAAGUAUGUUUCACCCCGGAUCUUCAACCGGAAUGGUUAUUGGCAUUAGUAUGCAUCUUUGUCGGUUGUAUCUGCAUCACAACCACUAUUAUCCUGCUGGCAUCUUCACAUUGGGAUAGAAAUGUUGUUCCGUAUGCACGAUGGGUUGGAUUUACAGCUAUGGUCCUGUUUUGUUUGGCCGCUGUAAUCUUCCCAAUGGGUUUCCACGUUGAUGAAAUCGGUGGGCAGCCUUAUCAGCUCCCAAACAGUCAUCAGGUUGGCAUUUCCUACAUUCUCUUCGUGCUGGCGCUGUGGAUUACGGUUAUUUCUGAACUGUUUGCGGGCAAAGUAUGUCUACCACAUUUUUAACUUUUAAUGAUGGACGACGAUGACGACGAGUGGUUUUGAACUCGAAUAGGAUUUAGGUAAAUUCGUUUUGAUACACUUUUUAAACUUAAAUCAUCUUCUGUGAUAAGGGUGGCAUUUAUCCCUCCUCAGCGUAUUAAAUAUAUCUAGUAUCAAUCAUGACAUAACACAUGACUAGGGGAAUCAAUGUUGUGUUUUGUAAAUAUUAGCUAAAAUGUGGAAUAUUGAAAUUAAAUGUUAACUUAAUGUACAAAAUAGGUGAAUUGUUGAAAGAGGUCAUUAUUUGCGCAAUAUUCUUUAUAUUUUCAAUAAUUAUUAAUUAACAGGUUUCUUUUUCUUUGUUUUUUUAUGAUUUUUUUUCUUCUUUAAUCUCUGCGUUUGAAUAUUUAUAUUAUACAUGCGUUUUUAUACUCCGCUAUUUUUUAUACACUUAUAUUUUUAUUUUAAGCUUAAGCUUAGAUUCUAUUUUAUCAUCUACUUAGUAAAUUCGGUAAUCUUUUUGUGAUUUUCUCUUUUCAUAUUUUUUUUGGUUGCAACUCGUGCAUUUACUCAUUUUUUUCGUUACUUUUCUAUAAGUGUUGAUAUAAUUAUUGAAAACGAAUAAACAUAAUGUCUAUAUAUA